AUGAAAGAGCUGCACGAGGCGCUGGAGUGUCUGCGUCCGAAAGACUUCGCAGACAUACCGGUCAAUGACCUCAAAACCUUCCUCCCAGAGAUUUUCACCAAAGCGGAACUUAUAGCAAAUUCCGUACCGCCGCCCCCCAAUGGCACGCCCUACGAGUCGUCGCACCGUUCCCGUAACGACGCGAAUUGCGCGAGGUCCGCGGCAGAGCUUACAGUAUCGAAGGCACGGAGACCACCGCAUAAAGAGCAUGAAGCGCUGCAUAAGGCAUGGGGCAAACCACUAAAGCUAGGCGCGAAGGAGACGGCAACAGGCAUUAGUGUGUUCAAGAUGGCAGGACACGAUAGACAUGGCGCGUGGUUUGCGAGGACCAGCGUGCAUGAGGGGCUCGGCUUUGCGAAGUGGAGGAAGGCCAUGAUGCGCGAAUUUCCCGCGAGUCUGGAAGUACAAGGCGGACCCGGAGAGGGCAAUGUGCGGGGCAUUGGCGGAGAUCAACGUUUGGAAGACAUCAAUGUUGAAGGCAUUGGGAAGCUAGAGGUGUACCAAUUGUCCGCACAGUUUCCUGGACCUACCGCUCCACGCGAAUUCUUGACCCUUCUACUCACGUCUCCCAACUGCCUGAGUAGCGCAUCCAAAGUUGGCGAUGCCAUGCCACGGCAUUACAUGGUCGUCUCGAUACCAGUGUCACAUAGAGAUGCUCCUCCGCGGGACGGCAUGGUACGGGGACAAUACGAGUCCGUUGAACUAAUCCGCGAAAUCCCACUCGCGCAUUCGCGACAUGCAUCCGCCUCAACGUCCGACCUCCACAAACAAGACCACAAGAAAACGAGAGAGAGAGAACACACCAUAAGUUUUGCAGAAUCACGAGGACCCGACGCAAAAGGCGAGAAGAUCGACAGGAAAGAUCAUGCGGACGACGACGACCCAGAAACGAAUCCCGUCGAGUGGAUAAUGAUUACACGAAGUGAUCCUGGUGGUGGAAUACCGCGGUUCAUGGUCGAGCGAAGCACGCCAGCGAGUAUUGUCCAGGAUGCCGCGAAGUUCUUAGACUGGGCAUGCUCACACGACGAUUUCCCCUCUCGCGAAGAAGACGAACAACCCACGGCAGUUGCAGAGGAUUCUGAAGAACAUCCAAGGCCAAGUUUCGAUCUCCAGCCACGGCUAUCAAUAGCAGAGAACAACGGCAUACUAGCCGGCGUAGGGAUAAGCAUUGCAGACCGCCCCGGGUCCGUACGCCGCCCCUCGCACCGCGAAUUGGACGGCCAUCAUGAAAAGCCCCUGACUGUAUCCGACCAGACCGAUCCAGCAAUAUCCCAAGCAGUGAACUCGCUCCACAGAACAGACUCGCAAAGCUCCACAGAGAGCAGCUCCUCAAGUCUCGACUCAUUCGCUUCCGCAGAACAGUACAAUACCGCCCCCGAAGGCAUUCACGUCCCCUCGCCUCUGUCCACCAUGUCCGAUACCUCCAUCCCCCUCACCUCGGGCGAAUCAUCAAAAUCCUCAAGGCCGCAGGACCGACACAACCGCGAACUCCAGAAGAUCGAAGAGAAGCGUGCGAAACUAAAAGAGGCGCUUGAUGCCGCGCACAAAAAGCAGUAUCAAGACAUCCAGCAGUCAACCAACAAGUCCGCGAAAGAGCUCGAAAAAGCCAACUCAAAGCACGACCGAGAGAAGAAGAAACAAGAAGAGAAAUUCAGAAAGGAAGUCCAAAAGCUCGAAGCACGCCGCGAGCGCGAAACCGAGAAGCUGCUCGCGCGCCAGCAGAAAGAAGCUGAUAAGAAGGCUCUUCGCAAGGCGCAGCAAGAGCGCGACAAGUAUAAGCAACGGGCGGGGUUGGCGGAACAGGAGCUGAAUUUGCUGAAGGAGCAGAUUGGGGAGUUGCAGAGGGAGAACACCGCGUUAGUGGCAAACAUAGGGAAGAGUGAGAAGGGGAUGGAGGUGCUGAAGCGGGUGAGGGAGGAGUUGGAGGGAAAGGGUGGGAGGAAUAGGGCGGGUAGCCGAAGUAGCAACGAUAGCGGACGUAGCAACUCGGCCAAGAAGACGGGGCAUCGCAGAGAGGGGAGCGGAUUAGCGAAUAUGGAGAGUCCGGAGUAG
Messenger RNA from Didymosphaeria variabile, 2091 nucleotides. RefSeq lists its product as uncharacterized. The record is from RefSeq and is a predicted model, not a curated record. NCBI's taxonomy places the organism in Eukaryota, Fungi, Ascomycota, Dothideomycetes, Pleosporales, Didymosphaeriaceae. The transcript has a single exon. Bases 1 to 2091 code for a protein of 696 amino acids.